AGGUUAUUAAAACCUUUGCAGAAGUUGUGCCUGUGAACUGUGCAUACAGUGCCCGCCGUCCAUCCCUGUCAUCUGUGGGCAGCAGUGCGUUGUCCCCCGAGGAUGUCCCGGCCUCGCCUGGCUUCCAGAAGUUGACCAACAGCCUUGACCCUUCACCGCUGACCAUCGAGUCGAAUGAUGUUUCACACGAUGCCUUGUCGACAGAAGAAAUGGCAGAACUACAGCACCGGCUGAAGAAUUCGCUAAAACUUCAGGGAGUGCCAGUGAAAUCACCACCACCUAGAAACAGACCUGUAUCUGCCCCUGUGAAAGUCAACAGCCAGUCAGAUGAUUCUAAGCAAGGCAAGAACAAUGCUCGCCGAGACCAGCCGAGGAGGAACGACCGAAACGAAGCCAAAGACAAAAUGAGUGAAUUCGUCACCAAGGAGACCGUUCGGCAGGACGGAUCCUCUGAUCGACUGAACUCGGGAAGCCGGUCGCCACGACGGAACUACGGCCGAGGUCAGUCUAGUCCACAGCGGUUCAGCGCCGAUGGAAGGCCACGGUCAGACAGAGGUCAGAGAGGUCGCGGCGACGGUUACCGCGGGAGGGGAGGAGAAGGUGGGGGCAGGUGGCUGGAAGAUGGCAGAGGAAGAGGGAGAGACAGGAGAGGGGGAAGAGGGAGGGGUGAGUAUAGAGGUGGGCGCGGGAUGCCUCGUGAUUCUGCUGCCCCUGUUCAGUCUAGUCAAUCGAAUCCAGCGUCUGUGCCAUCAUCGGCGGCAACAACAACACCGCCAUCCGCUACUGGUGGGACUGCCAACCCGGUAGCCACGUCUUUGAAUCCCGGAAGCAACUAAAUUGAUAACGAGAUGUUUCUGUGCUCAAACUGUUUAACUUAAACAAAAUCUUUCAGGACUUGCAAGGGCAUACAACCUAAAUAGUUUUAUUUUAAAUUGCCAGGCCUUUCUUAUGGAAUCUUCAACAAGUUGUGUACAGAUCUCUAUGCCGGCUUUGCACAGCGUGGUGAUUUGUUAAAUUAUUAAUAUCUGCCUUAAACUAUAAAGUUUUUGUUGUACUAGAAUGUUACCCCAGUAACAUACCAUGUGAUAUCUGCUACUGUCAUACUAUCGGUGAUACGUAUUAAUAUCAUACUGUGUAUUAAUUAUUAUUAUUGAACAACUUUGUUUGUUUUUUACCUAAAGCGUAAUUGUUGUUACAAUAAGAUAUGAAAUUGUAACCAAUAUGGGACUUAAAUAACGAAGUGUGGACUUAAAUAAUGAAGUGUUGACUUAAAUAAUGAACUCAGACUUUAAUAAUGAUUUGUGCACUUAAAUAAUGAAGUGUGGACUUAAAUGAUGAACUGUGGACUUAAAUAAUGAAGUGUGGACUUAAAUAAUGAACUCAGACUUUAAUAAUGAUUUGUGCACUUAAAUAAUGAAGUUUGGACUUAAAUGAUGAACUGUGGACUUAAAUAAUGGACUUAAAUGAUGAACUGUGGACUUAAAUAAUGGACUUAAAUGAUGAACUGUGGACUUAAAUAAUGAACUGUGGACUUAAAUGAAGAACUGGACUUAAAUGAUGAACUGUGGACUUAAAUAAUGGACUUAAAUGAUGAACUGUGGACUUAAAUAAGAAGUGUGGACUUAAAUAAUGAACUUAAACUUUAAUAAUGAUUGUGCACUUAAAUAAUGAAGUGUGGACUUAAAUAAUGAAGUGUGGACUUAAAUAAUGAACUCAGACUUUAAUAAUGAUUUGUGCACUUAAAUAAUGAAGUGUGGACUUAAAUGAUGAACUGUGGACUUAAAUAAUGAAAUGUGGACUUAAAUAAUGAAGUGUGGACUUAAAUAAUGAACGCAGACUUUAAUAAUGAUUUGUGCACUUAAAUAAUGAAGUGUGGACUUAAAUAAUGAAGUGUGGACUUAAAUAAUAAACUCAGACUUUAAUAAUGAUUUGUGCACUUAAAUAAUGAAGUGUGGACUUAAAUAAUGAAUUGUGAACUUAAAUAAUUAAUUGUGGACUUAAAUAAUGAACUGUGAACUUAAAUAAUGACUUGUGGACUUAAAAUAUGAAUUGUGGACUUAAAUGAUGAAUUGUGGACUUACAUAAUGACCUGUGGACUUAAAUAAUGAACUAUGAACUUAAAUAAUUAAUUGUGGACUUAAAUAAUGAACUAUGAACUUAAAAUAUGAAUUGUGGACUUAAAUGAUGAAUUGUGGACUUAAAUAAUGAACUGUGGACUUAAAUAAUGAAUUGUGGACUUAUUUCAAGGUCUUUAACACCACGGAUGAUAUUAUUUAAGAUGGGGAAAAUAUUUAUUUAUACAGAGUUAAGACCAUAUACACGAUGGAGAAUUAUAUGCUUUACAUGAUUUCACAUGGUAUGUACCGGCAAUAGGAAUGGUAAAACAAAACUUGUUACCAAACUACCAUGAAACCCCUUAAAUCUUUGCCACAAUUCAUCUUGACUGAAACGAUGUCCACACCCCACCCCACCCCACCCCACCCCACCCCACCCAUUUUAAAAUGGCCAAAAAAUUCAUGUAAUAAUAAUAAUAAAAUAAAAAAAAUUGGUGUUUUGUUGGAAAAUAACUCUAGGUUUUGCUUCUUUUUUUAAAAGAUAAUUUGGCGAAAUGUUUUGCUCAACCAGAGCUAUCCCAGCAUGAUAAUCCGAAAGCUUUUGAUUGUUAUGUGAAAUUCACACCAAACGUGCGUGAAUAUACAACUUUUUUAAAUGAUGAAGGAUAAACCGUAAACUUUUAAUGGUAAGUGAAAACCGGCUCCACAACAAUGGACUCUUGAUGAUAAGAAAAUUUAGCCAGGAAUGAUGCCAAAUGGAUUUGACAUUACCCAUCUCCUCCCCCCCCCCCCCCCCCCCCCUAUUUUCAGGCAUUGAAAGGGGUUUCAUGGUACUCGACCAAAUGCAAUGCAAUAUAUCAUGGUCUCCAUUGGUCUCGUGAAUAAAGCCAAUUUGUACAUAGAAGAAGUGCAUGACCGAAUUAUUAUUAUUAUUUUUUUUUUUGCAAUAUAUGACUUAGGGCAGAAUGAAUUUGUGUCACGGUGCAUGGUCCCCUAUUCAACACUGUACAGUACUUUCAGCCAAUACAGUACAUGACCCAACGAUAAAAUCAACCAAUCACUCGUAGUUGACAGCUGUCCUACUUUCAGCCAGUACAGUACGUGGCCCAAUGAUAAAAUCAACCAACCACCCAUAGUUGGUUGCUUCAAGUUGGUAACUGUCCUACUUUCAGCCAGUACAGUACGUGGCCCAACAAUAAAAUCAACCAACCACCUAUAGUUGAUACUAUGGGUGGUUGAUUCAAUGCCAUUGCACAGGGCACAGUAUUCAGGCAAAUCAUUGUUCUGUUUGCAUGUUAGUUAUGUAGUGUUAAAUUUAUGUAAACCACCAACUGGUGAUAUAAUUAAGUAUCUAAUAAACUGUUCAUUAAUGAUUUAAUGGAAAAAAAGCCAGUUAUAUUUUACAGUCAAAGGACUGUUAUACCACAUAUCAUAAAAUUAUGUGCUAUUUCGGGGAACAUUUUGGUUCAGCGAUUCACUACGCAAAUUUCAGGGAUCGCUACACAAUUUUGAAAGAUUAAUCAAUAGCUGCUAAUCUAUUUUGAGUUACACAUGUAGCUAGAAAUAUUGCUACUUAUGAUUUUGCAAACAAAAUGUUCCCUGUAUUUAUAUUUUCGAAAAAUUGUAGGAGCACAAAACAAGUUGAUUUUUUUUUUCCAGUAUCUGCAAUAGCACUCGUAUAAAUCUAUAUAUUUUCUACAGUUUCUUUCUCACAAGGUAGUCUGCAUGUGAUUUAAUCUUUAUUUUCAUUAUAAAAAUGAUUUCCAGAUGUCGGUGUAAAAUCAUAGCCUAUACGUAGGAUAGGGGAACAUGUACCUGCUUGCGAGCUAGCAAAUUGAAAUGUAAAAAAAAAAAAAAAUUAUAUUGUGUAUAUUUUUUUGUGUGGGUGAAUGGUAGUAUUAUGAGAGUCAUCGUAUAUUUUAUUAUCCCAUUCUUCAGAUUACGAAUCGCCUGUACAUGGUUAAUAUUGACAUGAUUGUAUAUCUUAUAUUUGGAUGCAAUGUUUGUUUCUUUGUUGUCGUUUGUUUAGUUUUUUCAUCAUGCCGACUGAUUGAUGAUUAAAAACAAGAUGCAAUGAAUUUGUUUACUUACAUUGUUUUUCUUUUUUCUUUCUUCUUUUUUUUUUGUCGUCUCUUGUUUUUGUUUAUGUUUAUGAAUGCUGUCAACUAACUUACAUGUACAUACUCUUGUUGAUUUAGUAUGCUAUGAUGUUAGAUCAUGUUAGUAUAUUGACAUAUAUUACUUUCAUGUUUGAUCGGUUGGUGGAAAAUAAUGUAUGAAGGAGCGUAAAUGUCUCAAAUACAUGUCGAUGUUAAAAUGCCAGCACCUUUAUAAAAAAAAAAAAAAAUAUAUAUAUAAAUUUUAUUUUUAAUUUGCUUCAACAAAUGUUUACAGUGUUAAAUAACAUUUUCCAUCAUUGUUCUUUUAUAACGGAACAUUAUUUUUGGAAAACAAUUAAGAGCACACUUUCCUAUUUUUUAUUAUUUAAAAAAAAACAUUUUUUGAGGUGGAGGGGUGCAGGUUGAAGGAAGGGCAAAGGAGAUAUUAGCUCCCCAUCUCCCAAUAACAUAUCAUUUACAGUAAUACAAAUAUUUUUCCUGUUAUUGACAAUAAUACACAUGAACCUGUGUUGAUGUAUGUCGAUUGCAACGACAACUAAGGGUUAAAAUACUGCCGUUCUGGACAGUUUUUGCCAAUCUGAAUUACGGUAAUACAAAUGUGUUUUCUGUUGCUGACAAUAAUGCACAUGAUCCUGUGUUGAUGUAUGUCGAUUACAACGACAACUAAGUCGUGGGUUAAAAUACUGCCGUUCUGGACAGUUUUUGCCAAUCUGAAUUACGGUAAUACAAAUGUGUUUUCUGUUGCUGACAAUAAUGCACAUGAUCCUGUGUUGAUGUAUGUCGAUUACAACGACAACUAAGUCGUGGGUUAAAAUACUGCCGUUCUGGACAGUUUUUGCCAAUCUGAAUUACGGUAAUACAAAUGUGUUUUCUGUUACUGACAAUAAUGCACAUGAUCCUCUGUUGAUGUAUGUCGAUUGCAACGACAAUGAAGUCAUGUUAUCUCCUGAUACAUCUAUUUGACAUUUUUGGAGGUCUGGUUUUGACUUUCCUUUUUUUUUUUUUUUAUAAAGUUAACCUUUAAAAAAAAAAAAAAUCCAAGAGAACAAAAAAACCCUGCAAUCCUGAAAAAGAAUGAUUUCGUGUCCUGAAUCAGGCCUCCGAUCUUAUUGGAGGCCUGACUUGGGAUGGGCGUGUUGUAAACCCUAGUGGUAUAUGCAUGAGUACAUUAAAUCCAGUUAACCUACCUACCUACCUACCUAGAAAGAAUGUGGAAUCAUGCUCUUAAAAAUAUAUUAAGGAACAUGAGGAACUGCAGUCUUCAAAAUAAUAUGUAUUAAGAGGAAAUUCAAAGCAGAAUUGCACCUAUAAUUAUGACUAAGUGACAGUAGACAAGAACGAAUCAAGGAUUAGUUUGCAUUUAUUAAUUUCUCAUAGCUACAUGUACAGUGUAUAUUAUCACACUGGUACGUUUUCUUAACUGGUAUUUAACAUCUAAUAUGUAGCUGUUUGAAAAAAAAACCUAUAAAAAAAAAAAAAAAAAUCAUGUAGUGGACAUGACUGCUAGCUAUUGUAGAGUAGUCGCAAUAUGCAUUUAGUUACUUAAUCACCCAUUUAUGAACAAUCCCCAUGUGGUAUAAUUAGGUAUAUCAUCUGUGUGUGGUGGGUAUAUAUCCAUAUGUGUUAUAUGUUAUGUAUUGGACAGGGUGAAAGUUGAUUAUUAUCUACAUCGGUCAACACACAUUCAGCUAUGAUCAGUUGAUUGGGUUAAAUAUUAUGUCUCAAGAGGUACUACAAAGAAGUGUUUUCUCAAUUGCCAAAAUUUGAGUUUUGACGAGUGGUGGCUAGCGAGUAUUUUUAUCAUGCUACUUAAUGAAUGGCUCUGUGACGAGAAUAAAUUGAUGUUUUGACGGACAGCUCACCAUAUUUCCAUUUGAGACAAGUGUGAGGUGUGAAUGAGUGACCACUACCAUUUCUUGAUAGCCCUUGAAUUUUUCAUAGAACAUAUUUCUUUUGGCCUGCUAUUUGAACAAAAUAACAACAAUAUUUUAUGUUCUAUUUCUAUGUUAUCUCAUGCACUACCACAAUGUUGCAGUUAAAAUUUCUCCAUUUUACUGUGUAUAUUGAGGAGAAUUGUCAAUUGUAGUCACGGCUUAAACUGGUAUGAAAUAAUUCAUCAUCGUCAACAAUGAAAAAACAAAUCAUUUUAUGCAAGGGACCAACACAUUACAAAUAAAUUUUGCGAGUCGUUA
Messenger RNA from Gigantopelta aegis, 6366 nucleotides. RefSeq names its product putative carbonic anhydrase 2. Bases 210 to 836 code for a protein of 208 amino acids. The transcript has 5 exons. NCBI's taxonomy places the organism in Eukaryota, Metazoa, Mollusca, Gastropoda, Neomphalida, Peltospiridae. The record is from RefSeq and is a predicted model, not a curated record.